AUGCGCGAGCUGAUCACCUUUGCUGUUGGCCAAGCCGGGAACCAGAUCGCUUCUUCAUUUUGGGAGACAAUCCUCAAGGAACAUGGCUUGAAUAACAAUGGUGAAUACAUUGGCAGUGACCCAUUACAGCUGUCAAAAAUCAACGUUUUCUUUGAGGAGUCCAAUUCCGACAAGAAAUAUGUGCCACGCUCAGUGAAUGUUGAUUUAGAACCGGGAACGAUCGACCACUUGCGUACAGGUGCACUCGGUGAGCUUUUUCGACCUGAUAAUUACGUGCACGGUGACUCUGGUGCUGGUAACAACUUUGCCAAGGGAUACUAUACGGAGGGCGCUGAACUUAUGGAUGCGGUGCUCGAAGUAGCUCGGAAAGAAACUGAACGUGCAGACAUGUUCCAAGGCUUUCAGCUUGUUCAUUCCUUGGGUGGUGGCACAGGCUCGGGUCUGGGAACCAACUUGCUAAGCAAGCUACGCGAAGAAUACCCAGACCGCAUGCUCGCCACAUGGUCGGUACUGCCGUCGCCGAAGGUGUCGGACACCGUGGUGGAACCCUAUAAUGCUACUCUUUCCUUUCACCAGCUCGUGGAAAAUGCAGAUCUCUCUUUCUGUCUGGACAACCAAGCCCUUUAUGAUAUUUGCCAACGUACGCUCCGCACCGAGUCUCCCAAAUAUGAAGACCUAAACACGCUCAUUUCGUAUGCGAUGUCGGGCUGCUCAACGACGCUACGCUUCCCUGGCCAGCUUAACUCAGACUUGCGAAAACUCGGUGUCAAUAUGGUUCCAUUCCCUCGCCUACAUUUCUUCACUUGUGGCUACGCCCCUCUGGUUGCGUCCUCCCUUCAGGCAUACCAGGCUAUGAAUGUUGCCGAACUGGUUAACCAAGGAUUUAGUCCUCGCAAUAAUAUGGCAGCAAUUGACCCACGCUCUGGCAAGUAUCUCACUGUCGCAGCCAUUUUCCGUGGAAAGAUCUCUAGCAAGGAGGUCGAGUCAGAAAUGCACAAUGUUCAGACGAAGUCGGCGAGCGGAUUUGUGGAAUGGAUCCCUCAAAAUGUACUAACGUCUUUGUGUGAUGUCGCACCACCAAAAGUGAAACUUAGCGCUACGUUUAUCGGUAACACGACCGCUAUCCAAGAGUUGUUUAAGCGCACCCACCAUCAAUUUGGUGCUAUGUUCCGUCGCAAGGCAUUCUUGCACUGGUAUACAAACGAAGGCAUGGACGAAAUGGAAUUCACAGAAGCUGAGUCCAACCUACUGGACCUGAUCGCUGAGUACGAACAAUACGAGGCGGCAGGUGUGGACGAGGACGAAAUGUACGAAGGAGAGUACGCCGACGAGGGCGAGUAUGUUGGCGAAGAGGAAUACGCGGAAGAGGAAUAUUAA
Messenger RNA from Malassezia sympodialis ATCC 42132, 1377 nucleotides. Its product is annotated as tubulin beta chain. Gene Ontology annotation, molecular function: GTPase activity; structural constituent of cytoskeleton; GTP binding. Gene Ontology annotation, cellular component: microtubule. Gene Ontology annotation, biological process: microtubule-based process. Lineage: Eukaryota; Fungi; Basidiomycota; Malasseziomycetes; Malasseziales; Malasseziaceae. The record is from RefSeq and is a predicted model, not a curated record.